Messenger RNA from Daphnia carinata, 794 nucleotides. RefSeq names its product small ribosomal subunit protein uS7m-like (gene mRpS7). Gene Ontology annotation, biological process: ribosomal small subunit assembly; translation. Gene Ontology annotation, molecular function: rRNA binding; mRNA binding; structural constituent of ribosome. Lineage: Eukaryota; Metazoa; Arthropoda; Branchiopoda; Diplostraca; Daphniidae. The record is from RefSeq and is a predicted model, not a curated record. Gene Ontology annotation, cellular component: ribosome. The transcript has 4 exons. The coding region runs from base 70 to 774 and encodes 234 amino acids.
UCGACCAGUGAAGAAUUUCUGUCUGCUACCGGGAACUUAUUUAUUUUGUGCCACAACAUUUUCGGCAAAAUGUCGUUGUCCGGUGUACUCCGGAAGCUACCUAAUUUUAAUGCAAUACAUAGCCAUCUAAACUUUUUGGGUCGAAUCGCUCGACAACAACCUUAUAGCAUGUAUCAGCCAUUCGUGAAAGAGCCAACAUACAACAUUGAAAAAUUGAAAGAGUUGAUUGAAUCGGGAGAAGCGAAAAAACGGGAAUUCGUUCCAGUUAAAGCGGCGAAAAGUGAUCAUAAUGUUUCAGUUUUUCAUGAUGAAUUAACAAGCAAAUUUAUCAAUAUGGUUAUGGAAAAAGGACAUAAGGAAAUAGCAACAAAAUUGGUCGAAACGGCCUAUAUGAAAAUCAAGCAGAUGCAGCUCGCAAAAUACUAUAAAGCUACAACAGAUGAGGAACGAGCUGAAAUUGAAUUGAACCCUAUUGUCAUAUUUCAUAAAGCCUUAGAAAAUUGCAAACCUGUUCUUCAGUUAACACCUAUCAAACGAGGUGGUGCAACAUAUCAAGUUCCUAUCCCCAUAAAAGAAAAUCGUGCCCGGUUUCUUGCCAUGAAAUGGAUGAUACUGGAAUCCAGAGAAAAGGAAAGGAAGGUACACUUUCCUGAAAGGCUUGCAUAUGAACUACUAGAUGCUUUCAAUAAUACUGGCAAAGUGGUUAAAAGGAAACAAGAUUUGCAUAAACAAUGUGAAACUAACCGGGCAUAUGCUCAUUAUCGUUGGGGAUAAGUAAUGCCAACAAAUCCCCC